Molecule: messenger RNA, 4204 nt
Organism: Nycticebus coucang (slow loris)
Lineage: Eukaryota; Metazoa; Chordata; Mammalia; Primates; Lorisidae
Gene: ESCO2
Product: establishment of sister chromatid cohesion N-acetyltransferase 2
Exons: 12
Coding region: 943-2775 (610 amino acids)
Biological process (GO): mitotic sister chromatid cohesion
Cellular component (GO): chromatin; nucleus
Molecular function (GO): protein-lysine-acetyltransferase activity
Source: RefSeq, a predicted model, not a curated record
GCCUUAAUGAGGAGCGGCGUAGAUGAUUUGCAGGCUGAAAGAAGAUGGAGGUCCCUGGCGCCUUAAUUAAGCCCUCGGGGCUUUAGUUUCUUCUUCUGUGAAAUGAAGCCUCUUCCUUUUAGGUGGGCAUCCUUAACUUCAUCCUCACCAACAUCUCGGAAGUUGAGCGCACCAGUUCACUAAAAUCAUUUACAACUAAAAAUUCUCCAGAGACUACCAGGAGCUGCUGACAUAAAGAUAAUAACAAUGAGUGCUUGAGGAACCUUCUGGCCUUACAAAGCAAGAACUAGCUGUGUCCUGUAAACAGUAAUUGUUUGAGACUCUCAUUUUUCUUCUCUAUUAAUACAUGUAUCACGUAGAUGGUAGCGACGAGUGAAAGAAACAAAGCAUGCAAAGCCUCUAAGUAUGCCUAGCCCCGAAGUAAAGAUGCACCCCGAUUGAAUUUUUUUAGUUUAACUUGAAAAAUAAAGUAGUGAAAUAGAAACCCAAAGUUACUAAUACAAAAAAGGGACACUAAGGAUCAAGCUUCAAAUGCGAAAAGCAAGUGCCUCGAAAAUCUUGGAGAGGAUGCUUCCUAAAAACUUCCUGCACCAGGUGACCCCAGAAUUAAAAACUACAGCGCCCAGAAUGCAUCUAGACAAGGCUGCGGGAACGGAGCCCAGCUGGGCUGCAAGAUAUUGUGCGAGGCGUGGUUUCCCUGAGAGGAGAGGUUUUCGCCUCCCAAGGGCGGGAGAAUUGCGGCUGUAGCGUCUCGGCGGUGGGCGGGGCAAGAGCUAGUGAGUCACCAAUCCCCGAGCCAGCCGCGGGAAGCGCUGAGCAGCGGCGAAUCGGAACGCAGCGGCUUCCACCUCUCUUGGCGCGCAAGAAUUUGAAUACGCUUCUCAGAGCGCCUGGCGCGGCUGAGGAGAAGUCGCUCGCGCCUGCGGUGCAGGAAUUAAGAAGAUGGCAUCUUUUACACCAAGGAAGAGAAAGCAUUCUUUGACCAGUGACACCCUGUUGUCAGAUAUUCCAUCAAAGAAAGUAAUUUUGCACUUCACUGAAAAUCUGUUUCUAUCAACUAAUAAAAAGUACAUUUGUCAAAGUGCUGAUGAAAAUGAAGAAAAUGUACAUUGCUCUCAACAAGGCCAUUUCACCUUAAGUCCACUCAAAACAGCUAAAAAAAAUGGGUUGCCAUCUGCAAGACAAGGUUCGCCAUUUAAAUCUGCUGUGUCUGCUGUAACUUUUUACAACAAAAAUAAGUCGUACCUCAAUCCCUUGGAGAGAAAGGUGAUAAAAGAGUAUAGAUCCACUUAUCUAAAAACUAAUAAUGAAGAUAAAUCUUUUCCCAGUGUGACAGGAAAAAUUAAGAGAAAACCAGUUUACUUCAAGAAGAGCAAUAAAAAACCACAGAAGAAUUUAACUGCUAAGUGUCAACCAAGUUAUAAGCAUAUCAAGCCUGUAUCAAGGACUUCUAAAAGUUCUCAGCAAAAUCGAGUGACCUAUAAGCCAAUUAUGGAGAAAGAGAAUAAUUGUUAUUCAGCUAAAAACAACCCUAACGUUCCACGAGUUCUAAGCCAAAAAACAAAACCACAGGUUACACUCCAGGGUGGAGCUGCAUUUUUUAUUAGUAGAAAAAAAUCCUCUGUUAAAAAAUGUUCUCUGGAAAAUGAGUCACUGGGACUCAACCAAAAGAAUAAAUCAGUAAUAACUGAAGAUUCUGAUGUAGAAACUGUCAGUGAAAGAAAACCUUUAGAGACAAAGCAAAUGCCAAAGUGCUUAUUCCUGGAAAGGAAAUUGAACAUUGAGCUACUGGGUGAAAAAAGCAAAAAGGAAGACAAGUUAAUACAGGAUUCAUCAGGUGGAGUAGUUUCUUCAAGGGAAUAUGAAGUUGAUAAAAAUAAGUGUAUUUUUUCUUUAGAGGAUUCCCUUGGUGAGAACAAGACAAUUUCUCCUGAGUCCAUCAUCUAUCCCAUCUUCAAUGUGUCUUCAGUCAAUACAAAAAAAUCUCUAGCUGAAGAUCAGUCUUCUGUGGGAUCCGUUGUAUGUACUAACUUCUUGAAACAUGCCAGUACCCAGAAAAGUACAAAUACCAGAGAUACAAAUAAAGAAUCAAAAGACCAGCUCAUCAUUGAUGCAGGUCAGAAACGUUUUGGGGCUACUAUGUGUAAAUCUUGUAGCAUGAUAUAUACUGCUUCCAGCCCUGAGGAUGAAAUGCAGCAUGUCCAGCAUCACCACAGAUUUCUGGAAGGAAUCAAGUAUGUGGGAUGGAAGAAAGAGCGAGUAGUAGCAGAGUUUUGGGAUGGGAAAAUCGUGUUGGUCCUGCCACAGGAUCCAAGUUAUGCUGUCAGAAAGGUAGAAGAUGUCCAAGAACUUGUUGAUAGUGAAUUGGGCUUUCAGCAAGUAGUUUCUAGAUGUCCAAACAAAACCAAAACUUUCCUCUUUAUAUCUGAUGAAAAGAGAGUAGUUGGGUGUUUAAUUGCAGAGCCCAUCAAACAGGCCUUUCGGGUCCUGUCUGAACCAACUGGCCCAAGCUCUAAAGAAUGUCUGAGGGCGUGGCAAUGUUCAAAUGUACCAGAACCUGCAGUCUGUGGGAUAAGUAGAAUCUGGGUUUUCAAAUUGAAGAGAAGAAAGCGCAUUGCAAGACGACUGGUAGAUACUCUCAGGAAUUGUUUCAUGUUUGGCUGUUUUCUCAGCACUGAUGAAAUAGCAUUCUCUGACCCAACACCAGAUGGCAAGUUAUUUGCAACCAAUUAUUGCAAUACCCCUAAUUUCCUGGUAUACAAUUUUAAUAGUUAAAGUUGAUUUCAAAUAUAAAAUAGUUACUAUGUGGAUAAGUACAAAAAUUCCCUUAAUGUCAUACAAUACUGAGAUUCAGACACAGGCAUGCAAAACUGCCAGUUUUGUUUCUUAUGAGUUGAAAUUUGCUAAAAGAUUAUCUAUGGAUUCAAAGAAGAAAAUUUCAAGGUGAUGUACUAAUUAAUAAUUAGCAUUCUGAUUCCUUUGUUAUGAAACUUUGUAGCUAGAACUGGAAAAUUACUUGACUCCUACUAAAGAGAAUUGACAUAGCAAAGUGUUUUCAAAGGUGUUGACAAGAAAUUUGAUAGGGUCUUUAAGGGGGAGGGGAUGUUUUGUUUUAUUUAAUUUAAAUAGGUCUAUUUUGAACUGAAUGUGUGUGACCACUCAGGAGCAUAUUGCCUCAAGAAGUCCUGAGAAAAUGUGCUCUGAUCUGGUCUUUCAUAAAGCAUACCUAUAGACCAGGAUUAUUUCAUGCCACAUCAGAAGCAAAGAGUUAAAUUUAAACCCAGGCAAAAAAUUUCCAUGCUCAAAGUUUAAAGGUAAUUCCUGAAUUCUAUAUAUGAAAUUCUCACUUUAUGGACACUUCUGUAAUUUAACUCAGUCUGAAUGUAAUUAGAAAGUAUUUUGAGUUUCUCAUUUGUAACAAGAAAAGAUGGCACAGAAUGAGUAAGAUAACCCAUGUCCACUUAAAUAGAACAGAAUUUCAUAGCUUAAUGUUUUAAUCUUUUUGAAAAUCAAUCAUAUGUAUACCUGUUAUCAAAUUUAAUUAAAAUUAUACUUUGCAAUUACACUAUUCCAUUAAUUUUGUUGUGUGAAAAUACUGAUAGUUCUUCUUUAGGAACUUGGUACUGGGAAUUGAUGUCAUUAACAAAAUGGCUCCUAAUUCAUUUGGUUUUAUUUUUGAAAUUUUGCUUGUUUAAAAUAAUGCACCUUCUUGUUCUGAGACAUCUGGCAAAAGUCUUUGGAAAUUUAUGGUAACCGAACCAAGGUUAGUAAAUAUAUCUAAGCUGGUACACCAGGGAAUAUGACAUGUAACUACACCUAAAUAUGUACACAUUUUUCUAAUAUAAUUCUUUCAUGCUUACUUGGUAAAGCAAAAAAAAAUUAUUCAGAUUCCUUUGAUUCUAAAAGAUCAUUUAACUACUGUCUGGUAGUAAGAUUCUAGGUAAGUAAUGCAGUUAUAACUCUUUAUAGAAUUUGUUCAUCUGCAUUCUUUUUGCUGUAAGUUAGCAUGAUUUCAAAUUUUAAAGGCCUGGGUUCCAAAAGGAAUGUGGAAGUGUUAAAAUGUGUGUAAUUAUGCAAAUAUUUUAGUACUAUUUUCUGCAUUGUUUUUUAAAAUUCUUAACCAGUUUGUUCAGUGAUUCUAUGAUGAAUCAAUUAAAAUUCUUUUAUUCUGUCUAGUCUCAUAUAGUUGAUCUGAUUUUCUUUU